Molecule: messenger RNA, 6529 nt
Organism: Elaeis guineensis (African oil palm)
Lineage: Eukaryota; Viridiplantae; Streptophyta; Magnoliopsida; Arecales; Arecaceae
Product: E3 ubiquitin-protein ligase listerin
Biological process (GO): ribosome-associated ubiquitin-dependent protein catabolic process; rescue of stalled cytosolic ribosome
Cellular component (GO): cytosol; RQC complex
Molecular function (GO): ubiquitin protein ligase activity; zinc ion binding; ribosomal large subunit binding
Source: RefSeq, a predicted model, not a curated record
UUCACUGGGCCGGGCUUCCUCGCGUCUUGAAGUACCCUUUUUCUGCUCUUUUUCGUCUUUCCUCCGGACCCCAUCGUUUCUUCCUCCCGUCCCCCUCUCUCUCGUCAAGAAGAGAAGCCAGCCCGACUAUUCUAGGGUUUCGGCCAUUGGGCGCAGUUCGCAUAGAAGAGCUUGGAGCCGAGAAUGGGGAAACAAAAGGGAGAAGGUGGGAGGAGCAAGAACCGGCCUUCUAGCAGCAGCUUAGCUGCUUCGCUGUUGCCUGCCGGCGUUUCAAGCGUUGGAUUCGGAGGUUAUCUUGGAAGAUCUCGGAUCGAGUCAUCUUCACCGGCUGAGGAAUCGACGCCUUUUUGGGAUGUGGAUAGUGAAGUUGCACAACACUUAAAGAGGCUGGGUAGAAAGGAUCCUACAACAAAGCUUAAAGCUUUAACAGCAUUAUCUAUGCUCUUUAAGCAGAAGUCUGCUGAGGAAAUAGUACAAAUUGUUCCACAAUGGGCAUUUGAGUACAAGAGACUCUUGCAUGACUACAAUAGAGAGGUCCGUCGAGCUACUCAUGAUACCAUGGCUAAUCUUGUCACUGCCAUCAGGAGAGGCUUGGCUCCGCAUCUCAAGUCUUUGAUGGGUCCUUGGUGGUUUUCUCAGUUUGAUCCAAAUCCCGAGGUUUCCCAAGCUGCUAGGCGAUCCUUAGAGGCAGCAUUUCCAGCAGCAGAAAGAAGAUUGGAUGCCUUGAUGCUAUGUGUAAAUGAGAUCUUCCUAUACCUAGAUGAAAAUUUGAAGCUUACACCGCAAGCAAUGUCUGAUAAGGCAACACCGAUAGAUGAGUUGGAAGAUAUGCACCAUCGUGUAAUUUCAUCAUCACUGUUAGCAGUGGCAACUCUUGUUGAUAUUUUGCUGGGAGUAAAAUUAGAGAGCCAUGAUGAUGAAAAUGUUAACCCCGAACAAAAACUUGUUUCCAAAGCUAGGAGGGCCACAAUUUUUUCAGCUGAAAAUAUGUUUUCUGUGCAUAAAUAUUUUCUUGAAUUCCUCAAGUCCAAAAAUCCUGCUAUUCGUUCAUCUUCAUAUUCGGUUCUGACAAGUUUCAUAAAACACAUACCUCAUGCUUUUAAUGAAGGAAAUAUGAAGAUGCUUUCUCCUGCCAUACUUGGCGCUUUCCAAGAAAAGGAUGCAUCGUGCCAUUCAUCCAUGUGGGAUAUGAUAUUGCUUUUCUCUAGAAAAUUUUCUGGCGGCUGGUCCCACUGUAAUGUCCAAAAAGUUGUCCUAAAUAGACUUUGGCACUUUUUACGAAAUGGGUGCUAUGGGUCACAAAAGAUUUCCUACCCAGCCAUGAUCUUAUUCUUGGAAUCUAUUCCUCCUGAAGCAGUGGUUUGGGAGCAAUUUAUCUUCGACUUCUUCCAUAACCUGUGGGCUGGAAGAAACCAGUUGCACUCGUCAGCUGCGGAUACUUUGGCUUUAUUCAAUGCAGUCAAAGAAUGUUUUCUUUGGGAGUUAUAUGAUGCUUCAAGAUAUUCUGCAGCAGGAGACCGAUUGAAUCAUCUUCCAGUCAAACUUGUAAAUGAGAUUCUUGUAGGAUUACUAUGGCAUGAUUAUCUUUCAUUGGUCAGCUUAAAAACUCGAGAUGAAAAACUCGAGAAAUGUGAUGGCCUAGCUGAAGAUGGCAGUCGAUUAUCCCAUGAAAGAUCACAGCAUAUGCUCAAUGCUUGUUAUCCUACAACGUAUGUCCAAGAACUGGGGAAAUGCAUUAUAGGAAUUCUGUCUGACAUGUCAUUGAAAGAAAGUGAUUUGCUCAAUCUUUUCUGUACAUCAUUUCAAAAGGAUUGUUUGGAGGUAAUUCAGGAAGGGGACCGCUUACUGAAAUUUCACGAGAACUUGGAUCGGAUUGUGAAUUUUUUUAGGCUACUGGAUCAACAUGCAUUGCAGAAGGGUCAAACAUGGCCCUUGCAUUGUUUAGCCAGACCAUUGGUAACUAAGUCUUUCCCCGUGAUGAAAUCUAUGGACUCCCCAGAUGUUGUCAGUCUUUUGUCUGUAUUAGUUGAAAUAUUUGGACCUGUAACAAUAUUCUCAUACGGUGGUCAAACAACUGAUGAACGUGAUGUUGAGUCAAAAAUGAAGGAUUUUCUACAAAUGUUCAAUGAUGAUUUUAUUCCUUGGUGUUUUCAUGGUUAUAGUCAUUCCAGCAAUUCAAAACUUGAUUUAUUGAUUGCUUUAGUUCAAGAUGAAUGUUUCUGCGAACAAUGGUGUUCGAUCCUUACCUAUGCUACAAAACUUGAAGAUUUUUCUGUAUCUGAGUCCUCAGACAAUUUCAAUCAUAUCGAAUUGUUGGCAAUUCUCAUUGAGAAGGUGAGACAAAGAAUCAGUAGCAAGAAGCUGGGACAUUUGCAGAAAAAUGGCUCUCUCCCAGAAAACUGGCGGCACAACCUGUUAGAUUCAGUAGCAACUUUUGUUGCCUGUCAUUCUGUUUCAGAAGUUGGCCAUGCAAAAUUUCUACGUGCUGUACUUGGAGGUGCAAUUGAAGAUGAUCAGAUCUGCUUUCUUUCUAAAGAAGCACAAACGAUAAUAUUCAAGGGAAUUUUGAAAAAUCUGUCAUUGAUCCUUAGUACAUCGCCUUUUCACUGGGCAAAGUUUUCAUGCUCUUUGUUGCUGUCUGAUGGAUCCAUGGACUUCUCACAUAUACAGGAACCAUCUUCCAUUAUCCAGUUUGAGAGAGCUCGAUUUGCUUUUGAAGUUCUCGAGGGUAGCAUAUUUUGCUUGAAGCUACUUGAUGAGGAUUGCACUUUGAUUUCUUCCAUUUUGGCAGCUUUAUUCAUCAUUGACUGGGAAUGUAGUAUGACAUCACAUUUAGGUGAUGAUAGUUCAGAAAGUUGUAAACAUGAUGCCGAUGCCAAGACAUCUGUAUCAGCAUCCAGAGAUGUGGUAAAUAAUAACUCAGAAGAGCAGGCUAGUGCUAAGUUGGCUCUUGGAAGCAGUAUGCAUGCUUUUCGCCGUAAGAUAAGUACCUCUUUCUGGAGAAGCCUCAGCUCAAGCAUCACAUCAAGGUUGGGAAACAUUUUAGUUCAGACCAUAAAAUGUGCUGUAUUUGAAACAACUGAUUUAAGUGUAAAUUCAGUGUCUGCUUUGUGCUCUGAAUGGUUUUUGAGUAUGUUGGAAGUCAUCUGUCAUGGUCAUACAGAGUUGCAAAUGUUGUUGGACCAGAUGUUAUCUGAGAGCAGAUCCUGGCCCUUGUGGGUUGCUCCUCUUUUCCACGAUGGAACUAGGACGGCCGACAUGCAAGUCAAGACAGUUGAUAUGAGCACUAAUGACCUGAGGCAUCAUCAAUUUAUUGCUUUUGUUGACAAGAUUAUUUCAAGUCUUGGAGUGGGCAAAGUGAUUGCUGGUGUUCCGGAAAUGCAUAUUUCUACAGCAUCACCUACCAGUGAACUUGUUUCAUGCUUUUCUUCUUGCUCGCGAGCAUGGCUUGCAGCUGAGCUACUUUGCACAUGGAACUGGAAAGCAGGCUGUGCUUCAGACUCAUUCUUACCUUCUCUGAGCAAAUAUGCAGAAAGUGAAACAUCCUCUUCUGUGAUAAAUGUAGUGUCUUCUGUAGUCAACAUAUUGCUUGAUGGUGCUCUUGUGCACGGAGCUUUUAGCCAAUGGAUCUCAUUUAAUGCAUGGACUGUUUCAGAUGAUGACAUUGAGAAUAUUCAGGAUCCCUUCCUGCGUGCCCUAAUUUCCUUGCUAUCAACACUAUUCAUCAAAGACAAAAUUUGGGGAAAGAGUGAAGCUGAUGUGUUCUUUGAACAUGUAUUAGGCAAACUUUUUAUUACUACAACUGUAAAUAGACCCUGUCUAAGAAUUCUUCCUUUUGUUCUUGGUGUUAUUAUUCGGCCAUUACUAGAGAGCUCUGAGUUUAAUGAAGCUAAAAAAGAUGUUUCACUGGUUACUGCAAGGGAUGAUUUAGUGAGUAAGAAUAUCUUGAGUUGGCUUGAGACAGCUCUAUCAUUCCCUUCUUUGGGCUCGGGGCAAACAGGACAGCAAGAUCUGGAAGAAUGGAUUCAAGUUGUCAUAUCUUGUUAUCCUUUAAGUGUAGUAGGAAGUAUUGGAAAAUUCAAAGUUGAGCUGCUGAGGGAUAUUGGCUAUCCGGAGAGACACUUAUUGUUGAGUUUGUUCCGAAGGCAGCGAUGCUGCUAUGAUGCUUGUACAACUUCUAAUCAGAUGUCUUCUGCUGCAUCAUCCAAUGAAGGUUCAUUUACUUUGAUGUUAGUACAGAUGAUUCAAGCAAAGCUAACAGCAGUUUCAGUUGGGUAUUGUUGGCAGGAGUUUGAUGAAGAUGACUGGAACUUUGUGUUAGAUAAAUCACAUAAAUGGAUUGAAUCAUCUGUUUGUCUAAUGGAGGAAAUAGCAGAGAAUAUAGAUGAUGCUGUAAUAAACUGUCCAGCAACAGAGGACUUGGAACUAAUAAAAAGGAAGCUUGAAAUAGCAGUUCAGGCUUUAGAUCCAUUACAAAUGCAUAUUUCCCAUACUGCUGUGAUUAUAUUAUGUCUGCUCUUCCAGCUUGAUGAACUCCAUGUAGCAGAUAAUGUUGAAGUUUUGCAGUCAAUAAGAUUGGGGAAGUGGGCCUAUAUUAAAGAUCGGACAGUGGCAAGUAUUCUUCGGCUUUUUUUUGCAGCUGGUGUUGCUGAAGCCAUUGCUAGUUCAUGCGGUGGAGAGGCUUCAUCAAUUGUAGCCUCAAGUCGGCUUGCUUAUUCACAAUUUUGGGGGCUAGUUGCAUCAUUCGUUAUCAAUUCACCUGAUCAUGUUAAAAAUGCAGCAGUGCAGUCCAUGGAACUAUGGGCUCUUAGCAAGGGCUCAGUUAGCUCGUUGUAUGCAAUUCUUUUUUCCUCCAGACCAAUCUAUUCUUUACAAUUUGCUGCUUAUAGUUUACUUUCUUCAGAACCUAUAAGUCAUCUGUCGCUUGUUAAAGAGGGUUGCCUGGAUGGAAAUGCAAUUGCAAACCAAGAGUCUGACUUGUCGCAUAGUGUUGAAUCAUCUGUGGAAGAGUCUUUCUGUCUGAGGGAUGAGAUCGCAUGCGUGAUCCAGAAACCAGCUGCUGAACUUUUUGAAAUGGAUUUAGUAGCACAAGACAGGGUAAAUGUCUUUCUUGCCUGGGCUCUAUUGUUGUCUUAUCUACAUUCGCUGCCAUCUUCUUCCACAGCAAGGGAAAGAUUGAUUCAGUAUAUACAAGACUCUGUUAGUUCAACAAUAAUAGAUUGCAUUUUCCAACAUGUUCCUAUGAAGUUGGGUGCAAGUAACGUAAAGAAAAAGGAUGUUGAGCUUGCAGUUGAAACAUCUAAGGCUGCAAAUGCCGCUAAGCAUGCCAUAAGUACGUGCUCUUUAUUUGUAUAUGUAGAGUCACUUUGGCCUGUUGGGACCGAGCGGAUGGCUUCACUUUCUGGUGCAAUAUAUGGAAUGAUUAUUCGACUUCUACCUUCUUAUGUGCGCAAUUGGUUUACUAGCUUGCGUGACCGUUCUUUUUCAUCUGCCGUUGAGUAUUUCACAAAAGCAUGGUGUAGUCCUCCACUUCUUUUAGACGAGUUAUCUCAGGUAAAAGAGACUGUUACUGCUGAUGAGAACUUCUCAGUGAGUGUGAAUAGAACAGCAUAUGAAAUUAUUGCUACCUAUAAAAAGGAGGAGACAGGAAUGGAUCUUGUAAUUUGCCUUCCCAGUUGUUACCCAUUGCGUCCUGUGGAUGUUGAGUGCACAAGAAGUCUGGGCAUCAGUGAAGUGAAGCAACGAAAAUGGUUGCUAUCCCUAACGGCAUUUGUUCGCAAUCAGAAUGGUGCGAUAGCUGAGGCAAUUCGCAUCUGGAAGAGUAAUUUUGACAAAGAGUUUGAAGGUGUUGAGGAAUGCCCUAUCUGUUACAGCAUCAUCCACACAACUAAUCAUAGUCUUCCCCGGCUGGCUUGCAAAACUUGUAAGCACAAGUUCCACUCUGCUUGCCUGUACAAGUGGUUCUCAACGUCUCACAAGUCGACAUGCCCACUGUGUCAGACACCAUUUUGAUCUGUUAUUUUUUAUCUACUCGAAAACAAUAUUGGGACCAUUAGCACAAGGUAUUUAGAUCUAAAUCUCCAAGUAUUGGGCAGAGCAGGAAGGAAUUGUGGAGCUGCAUCAUGCUGCAGUAGACGACAAGAGUGUUUUGAAUUUCAAAAGAAUCGAAGUUUUUAAGCUCUAAAAUAUUGGAGAUUUGUAGCGUGGCGGUACCUUGUUCCUUUAAGCAGACAAGCUGUAGGGAUUGAUCUGCUAUCGACAUGGGCAUAAUUCAUAUACCUGGUAACGAGUUAUGUAAAUUGUAUUUGGUGAAAAAUUGUCGUCUUAAAUUGUAAAUUAUUAAAUAUCAGGAGGACUUGUAAGUUAUUAAAUAUCAAAAAGAGGGAGAAGGAUCGCCUCGGGGUACCUCAACUGAUUCUAAAUAGACAUCUCAUGCUUCUAGAAUAGAUUUUAUCUGAUGAAUAACUUUAUCGUCUUAUUUUUUUCUGAAGAAGAAGAAAAUGAAUUUUGUACAUUCUUUGGAUAUGCA